AUGCGGUCACCGGGACAGGCAGAGAGCUCUGCUCAGGCCUUAGAGAGAUUCAUCGCUUCACAAUUAGCCUCACUCAGUCUGGCUGUGCCCGAGGAUGAUGUCGAAUACAUGGCACGAUUUGUCGAAGAAGAAGGCUUGGACAGAGACGCAAAGCUCGAAGGGCUUCGUGGCAUGUUGGAAAGCUUCGUAUCAGACGUACCCCCACAGGAUCAGAAGGUGGACGGACAUUUAGCCACCAUGAUUGACGAAUGGACCAGGCUUCGCUCUGCCGCGGCUGUCAAUCAAGAAUCACCCCGCAUACCAUCACCACCUCCUGAUGACCCCCCUGUCGACCUCGCAGCCGCUCAAAGAGCCGCCUUACUUCGACAAUACGCCUACCUCGAAGGAGACUCGGAUGUCGAAGGCGACGAUCGCGACCCCACCGCCCCAGCACGGACGGGUAAAGCAACAGCCGAAGCGAAGAAAGCCGCAGAUGAGAAAAGGAGAUUGAUCGAAGAGGCUCUCAAGCUCGAUGGCAAGAAGAAGAAGUACAGGAAGCAGCAGGAAGUUGACCUCCUCGCCCCUAAUCUCAACAGGGAAAAAGUCGCGUACAGGGCUCAGUUGGAAAGAGAAGCUCAAAAGAGAGAUGGGCAAGCCAGGAAGGAGCGUGAUAAGGCAGCCUUGGAGAAGCAGAGAUCAGACGCAGCCAGAGCCAAAGCCGAACGGCAGAAGAAGGCCGCCAAGCGAGAACGACGUGCUUGA
Messenger RNA from Tremella mesenterica DSM 1558, 741 nucleotides. RefSeq lists its product as uncharacterized. Bases 1 to 741 code for a protein of 246 amino acids. The record is from RefSeq and is a predicted model, not a curated record. The transcript has 6 exons. NCBI's taxonomy places the organism in Eukaryota, Fungi, Basidiomycota, Tremellomycetes, Tremellales, Tremellaceae.